This is a messenger RNA of Coffea arabica (coffee), 951 nucleotides long. NCBI's taxonomy places the organism in Eukaryota, Viridiplantae, Streptophyta, Magnoliopsida, Gentianales, Rubiaceae. The record is from RefSeq and is a predicted model, not a curated record.
AUGGUAUCUGAAGAAGCUCGGAAGCUUCCCCCGUGGAGGCCAAUUGUGUGUUUUGUCCGCCCCAACAUCAGGUGCGUGGAGGGGGCCUCCCCAGGAUUCGAACCCUGGUCCUUGUGUAUAAGGGUCUUGAGGUUGAAGUCCUGGUACCACUUGGGCUACAAUUGUGUAUUUGUCCGCUCCAGCAUCAGAAAGGCCAAACCAAUCAUCAUUAACACAUUCCAUGAAUUGGAACCAUAUGCUGCACUCAAUUCCUUCAAUAUUGCAAAAGCCUCGUAUGAUGUACCAAGAAUUCCACAAAUUUACUCCGUAGGACCAAUACUAAACCAUGUUCAACAGGCGUAUUAUGAUGGAGAAUCAGACAUUAUCAAAUGGUUGGAUGAUCAGCUUCAGAACUCAGUGGUACAUGUGUGCUUUGGCUGCCAGGGGAGCUUAAAAGAAGACCAAGUGAAAGAGCUAGCAAUUGGGCUUGAGCGCAGCGUUUACAGAUUCUUAUGGUCUCUGUGUCGCCCCUCAUCAAAAAACAACACUGCUGGAUUUCUCAGGGAGUAUGUAGACUACCAGGAAGCCUUGCCGCAGGGGUUUUGGGAUCGAACAGCAAACAUUGGAAGAAUAGUAGGAUGGAUAGCUCAAUUUGCUGUACCAUCACAAGCAGCAGUGGGAGGAUUUGUCUCACACUGUGGAUGGAAUACGCUGAACGCAUUUCAAUUGGUUACAGAAUUGGGCUUGGCUAUGCCGAUUACAGUUGGUUAUAAAGAAGGGACUGAAAAUCAGCCUCUCGUUAUCGCAGAGGAGAUAGAAAGAGUAAUCAGGAGACUGAUGGAGAGUGAUUGUGAAAUUAGGAUGAAGGUGAAAGAAAUGAGAGACAAGAGUAGAAUGAGCAUCGCUGAAGGAGGUUCAUCAUACAAGUCUUUGGAAAGCCUUACUAAUCACAGAUUGCUACACGCAUGUUGA